AUGCAGCUGCAGAGGCUGCGGCCAGCGCAUUUGGUGGCCUACCUCCUGGCCACGCGUGGUCUCGCGCCGCGGUGGGAGCCUGCUGAUGGGGGGGCGAACCUUUCGUUCAGAGGGCAGAGUCUCGUGCCAGACUGUGACGAGACAGUGUUACUAGAUGCUGAAUACAGCUGUGCAUAUGGCUCAGGCAGAUUCUUUAUGCUGUGUGGUCUUGGUGGGAUUAUUAGCUGUGGAUCAACACAUACAGCACUGGUUCCUCUAGACCUGGUUAAAUGCAGAAUACAGGUUGAUCCACAAAAAUACAAGAGCAUCUUCAAUGGAUUUUCAGUGACGGUCAAAGAGGAUGGCGUUCGUGGCUUGGCUAAGGGAUGGGCUCCAACCUUUAUUGGAUAUUCCAUGCAGGGGCUUUGUAAAUUUGGUUUCUAUGAAGUUUUCAAAAUCCUAUAUGGCAACAUGCUGGGAGAGGAAAAUGCAUAUUUGUGGCGUACUUCGCUGUAUUUAGCUGCAUCUGCCAGUGCAGAGUUUUUUGCUGACAUUGCUCUGGCUCCAAUGGAAGCUGCUAAAGUUCGUAUUCAGACACAGCCUGGAUAUGCUAACACUCUGCGGCAGGCUGUGCCUAAAAUGUUUGGAGAAGAAGGCAUUUGGGCUUUCUAUAAAGGUGUUGCUCCACUAUGGAUGAGACAGAUUCCAUACACAAUGAUGAAAUUUGCCUGCUUUGAACGUACUGUUGAAGCUCUCUACAAGUACGUCGUUCCCAAGCCACGAAGUGAAUGCACAAAAGGAGAACAGCUGGUAGUCACAUUUAUUGCAGGCUAUAUUGCUGGUGUGUUCUGUGCAAUUGUUUCCCAUCCUGCUGACUCCGUGGUGUCUGUGUUGAACAAAGAAAAGGGCAGUUCUGCUUCACAGGUUCUUAUGAGGCUUGGAUUCAAAGGUGUAUGGAAAGGUCUGUUUGCUCGUAUCAUUAUGAUUGGUACCCUGACUGCACUGCAGUGGUUCAUCUACGAUUCUGUGAAGGUUUAUUUCAGACUUCCUCGUCCGCCUCCACCUGAAAUGCCAGAAUCUCUGAAGAAGAAGCUUGGUCUAACUGAAUAGACAACUCAUGGACUGACUAUGCUGGCUGUCCCAGUGAUGAGUUUCAUGAAACUUUUAUAUAUUUGACUAUGUAGAAAACAAACUCUAUAUGAUGUCAUUAUUGGCUGUGCCCUCAGCCCGCAUGAGGGUUUCAAUUCUACCACUGUCGUUGCCUGAAAUAAAUGAGAAACAGUGCUUAGUGUCUGUUUACUACUGCAUAUGUAAGCUUCAUUUCAUAGCAGCAAAUAUCUCAAAUACUCCCCACCCUGCCAAUAAUUAAAAAAUUAACCUAUCCUACACUUUAGGAACUAGAAAAUUGUGAAACAAUUGUAACAAAACCAGACUUUCACUGUUUCCAGAGAAGUGCCAAGAACCUAUCCUUGCAGAACUGCAGAAACUAACUGCAGUUCUAUGCACUUUGAGUCCACUGUUUUAUUUGCCUACAAUAAGCUGUUACUGUAGAAUAGCUGAACUCCUGAAUGGCUGAGGUGAGACUGCAGUCUGAUAGGGCAUCCUGCUCCUAAUAUCGGUGUUCUCCAUAGAGAUGAAAGGAACCUUAUAUACGUAAUAGAGCCAUUUCUGCUUUGGGUGGUCAUCCCAACAUAACUAACUUACGCUUAUGUGACUAAUUUCUGCUUCUGUUGGCUUUGAACCGCACCAAAGAAUUCAGUCCUUUUGGUUGUACUGUGGAAUUAAAGAGUAGCUGCUACUUUUAACAAAAGAAAAGCUGAUGUUAAUAAGGAUUCUCAAAAGAUAUCCGACCACUAAAAGCUUACUACAGCUUUAUAGUAAAAUAAAAAUGGCUUGCCUCUUGCUGUAGAGUUUGACAAACUUGCUAGCUUUUCCCUAGUUUGUUUUUGUUUUUUGUUUUCUGAAUUAGUUUAACUGUAAUGCUGAGUUUUGGUUGAACCAUGCACUUCUGCAGUGCAAGAAGCCAUACUUUUUUUUUUUUGGACCUUGAUGUGAAGAGAAAAAUCUAGUCUCCUAGGCAUACAAAAGGAGACACACACAAUGUUUUUGUUAAGGCAAAGAAUUUGUUUUUUUCAGUCUUUUACAGAAAGAUAAGCAUGCUGCCUUCAGUGUUUUGCCUGUUCAAGAAACCCACAGUUGAUAAUCGCAUUGAGAAAAAUCCAGAAAAUGCCUAAUAGGAUAUAAAGGCUUCACCGUAUCCACUACUACUUUGUUAAGAGCUGGAGCAUAAGUGUCUGUGCAAAACUGUUUGGAUGUGCUGCCUUUCAGCAUGUGAGCUGAUGAUACUGGACUUGGCUUGGCAUUCACGUAUGUUGUGCUGCUCCUUCCUCCUUACUUGCGUCCUUUAGAGUCAAAAGGACAAUUAAAGCAGGUGCCAUUGGAGUAGCAUAAAUAUACUGACCGCUGCAUCUUGCUGGAGUCUGAUGUUCCUGCUAGCAAUUUACAUAGCGCUGAGCUUCUCACCCCCUGGGAAAACCCUCUGCAUUCCGAGAUUUUGGAUGGUUAUGCUAAACAAGCUGAGCCUUAUUUUGAGUUGCCACCUUUCCAAAAUGUGGAGUAAGAUUUAAAACUGUUCUAUUUCCCUGUCACCGUGACACUAAACACAUUCUUAGAGCGGUUGGUAUCUAACUGCCUUAUACAGCAAAGUCAAAUUCAGUAAGUGUAAAUAAAGCAUUUGUACAAGU
Molecule: messenger RNA, 2723 nt
Organism: Pygoscelis adeliae (Adelie penguin)
Lineage: Eukaryota; Metazoa; Chordata; Aves; Sphenisciformes; Spheniscidae
Gene: SLC25A3
Product: solute carrier family 25 (mitochondrial carrier; phosphate carrier), member 3
Exons: 7
Coding region: 1-1089 (362 amino acids)
Biological process (GO): mitochondrial phosphate ion transmembrane transport
Cellular component (GO): mitochondrial inner membrane
Molecular function (GO): phosphate transmembrane transporter activity
Source: RefSeq, a predicted model, not a curated record